This is a messenger RNA of Sparassis crispa, 999 nucleotides long. Its product is annotated as Probable chorismate. The record is from RefSeq and is a predicted model, not a curated record. Bases 1 to 999 code for a protein of 332 amino acids. NCBI's taxonomy places the organism in Eukaryota, Fungi, Basidiomycota, Agaricomycetes, Polyporales, Sparassidaceae. Gene Ontology annotation, cellular component: cytoplasm. The transcript has 6 exons. Gene Ontology annotation, biological process: chorismate metabolic process; aromatic amino acid biosynthetic process. Gene Ontology annotation, molecular function: chorismate mutase activity.
AUGUCUAUGAUUCUCCAGAAUUACACGCUAGAGGCGGAUCCUCUUUCUCUCGAUAGGAUAAGGUCGAUCUUGACACGCUUGGAGGAGACCGUCAUCUUCUCCCUCAUCGAGCGUGCGCAGUUUGCCCACAACCCGAAAAUCUACCGUCGGGGGGAGUUCCAGGAGCUUCUAGAGAUAGGUUUCAAGGGUUCAUGGCUAGACUGGUUCUUGAAGGAGACUGAGACUUUCCAUGCGAAGGCGAGAAGAUUCACUUCCCCGGACGAAUACCCCUUCACAGAUCCUUCAGAAUUGCCUGCACCCAUUCUGAAGACGAUCCCAUACCCUGACAUCCUCUAUCCGAACAAGAUCAAUGCGAAUCCCUCCAUCUUAAGCUUCUACACUCGCUCCAUCGUCCCACGAAUCACUCGCCAAGCAACGGUAGCUCUGGCAGCCGCGAAGCGCGCGAAAGGUAUCGUAGGAGAUGAGGAGUUUGAGGACGAUGGGAACUACGGCAGCGCAGCACUUAUCGAUCUGGAAGUUCUCCAAGCCAUCAGCAAACGAGUGCACUACGGGAAGUUUGUCUCUGAAUCGAAGUUUCGAGACGACCCAGUCGCGUUCAUCCCACACAUUCUCAAGCCGAAUCGUGCCGCCCUCGAUGCACUGAUUACCAAGCCUGAGGUGGAGAAGAAACUUCUCCAGAGGCUGCGCAAGAAGGCAACUGUCUUCGCGCAGACUUUCGCUCCGGACGGCGAGCCGCUGAGCGACGAGUCGACGCGAAAGAUCGACAUUGAUGGUGUCGUAGAGUUGUAUGAGCACUACAUUAUACCCCUAACGAAGGAAAUUGAGGUUGACUAUUUAUUGGUGCGCUUGCAAGGGAUGUCUCAAGAACAGAUCGAUGUGUUAAUGACCACAGACGCGAAAGGCAGUACUGUAAGUAUCAAAACCGAGCCAGACGAUCCAAACCGCGAAGCGCAAACAGUCGAAGAGAUAGCGAGCACUGCACGGGAUACAAUGAAGUGA